GAGAGGAGCAGAGCUGCUGCUGCUGCUGCCUCUUCUUCCACUCAGGACCUUGCAGGCUCAAGCACACAGCAGCUCACACGGGAGUGCAAUGGCCGAGGAGUAGGAGGCUUUCUGUCGGGCAUGUGCGAGUUGUCAAGAUGGACUGUUUGUUGUUGAUGUUCUCCGGGAGGCGCGACACCGCAGCCGUGGGUUGCUGUCAGGCUCCCGGCCGCCAGAGGAGACGAGGCUGCUGGAGGUGGACGCCUCUGUUGGCGGCCGUACUGAUCAGCCUCCUGCCUCAGAGCACGGCGUUCCCCUCUUGGAGGACCGAGGAAGAAGCUUACACCACUGUGUUGCUCAUCGGAAUGCGCAAAGAGGCCCACUCGCAAGUGCUUCACCUCUCCAGGAACAAGCGCUACACCCUCACCCCGGAGCAGCUCAAAUGGGACAAGCUCAAGCUCACAUACAAGUUACUGUCCUACCCAACCAACCUGAUCAAUGCCACAGACACACGUCGAGGCAUCGCCAAGGCCUUUUCCAUGUGGAGCGACGUCUCGCCCUUCAGCUUCCGUGAGGUGCCAGCGGACCAGGAGGCGGACAUAAAGAUAGGAUUCUACCCCGUCAACCACACAGACUGUCUGCAGUCCCGAUUGCACCACUGUUUCGACGGCAUCACGGGAGAAUUGGCUCAUGCUUUCUUCCCGCCGACAGGCGAGAUCCACUUUGACGACCACGAAUACUGGAUUCUGGGGAACAUGCGGUUCAGUUGGAAGAAAGGGGUUUGGCUCACGGACCUGGUCCAUGUGGCAACGCAUGAGAUAGGCCACGUGCUAGGACUCAUGCACUCUAGGGAUUCAAAAGCUAUCAUGCACCUGAAUGCAACACUGACAGGGCGCAAGCUCAUCACACAGGACGAAGUGUGGGGUAUGCACCGUCUCUAUGGAUGUUUGGACCGGCUCUUCAUCUGUCCGGCGUGGGCUCGUAAAGGCUACUGUGACAGCAAGCGCAAGCUGAUGCAGAAGCACUGCCCCUCCAGCUGUGAUUUCUGUUACGAAUUCCCCUUUCCCACUGUGGCUCCCACCCCAACUCCCCCAAGGACCAAACACAAGCUUGUCGUCGAAGGCAAAAAGCUGACUUUCCGUUGCGGCAAGAAAAUAGCAUCCAAGAAAGGCAAAGUAUUCUGGUACAAGGACGGCGAGCUGCUGGAAUACUCGCAUCCCAACUACAUUUCCCUGAAAGACGACCACAUCACGAUAGUGGCCAACGCCAUCAACGAGGGAUUGUACACCUGCAUUGUGAAGAAGAAAGACAAAGUUCUCACCAACUACUCGUGGCGGGUGCGCGUGCGAUUCUGAAUACACACACACAUUCACACUUGGGCACAUAUUUCUAUCUUUUUUACUUUCUAUGCAACUGUACUGUUGACAGUCAUAGUGCAAAUCAAAUAAACAUUCAAUGAGAAGAUG
This is a messenger RNA of Nerophis lumbriciformis (worm pipefish), 1445 nucleotides long. RefSeq names its product matrix metallopeptidase 23ba (gene mmp23ba). The record is from RefSeq and is a predicted model, not a curated record. Gene Ontology annotation, biological process: collagen catabolic process; proteolysis; extracellular matrix organization. Lineage: Eukaryota; Metazoa; Chordata; Actinopteri; Syngnathiformes; Syngnathidae. Gene Ontology annotation, molecular function: metalloendopeptidase activity; zinc ion binding. Gene Ontology annotation, cellular component: extracellular matrix.